AUGCAGGACACCUCACGGGCGUCCUACACCCCUCUGGGCCCGCAUAGGGACGUAUUCCACGUGCGUGUCAGUGAAGCUGUCACAUUUCUGACGGCCUACUUGCCCCAUACCUGGACAACAUGGUCCCUGAAACAGACAAAACUCAUCCGCCCGCCGACAGCAACAGGGGACCCUGCGCCACGACAGACAGACCCCUGGUACGUGUACAAGCUGGCGGCGUUCGUCUCGCUGGGAGCGCUGCUAUUCGGCUACGAUCAGGGCGUGAUGGGGAUGAUCGUGGCUGACCAGCGGUGGAAGGACUUGAUGAAGCCGCAGAACUCGUGGGUAACCGGAGCCGUGGUCUCCAUGUAUGACAUCGGCUGCUUCAUUGGCGCAAUGUCCACGGGCAUUCUGGCGGAUUGGUACGGCCGCGAGCGCAUGCUGGCCAUAGCCAGCGCGGUCUUCAUCAUCGGCGCCGUCCUGCAAGCCGCAUCAUACACCAUCGUCCAGAUCAUCAUCGGCCGUAUCGUCCUCGGCUACGGCGUCGGAGGCUGCGCCGCCGGCGUCCCCCUCUACCAGUCCGAAAUCGCCCCAUCCACCCUGCGCGGCCGUCUCAUCGGCAUCGAGCAGAUGGUCCUCUGCACCGGCGAGCUCAUCGCCUUCUGGCUCAACUACGCCUUCUCAUACCUGCCCACUAACGACUGGUGGCGCAUCCCGCUCGCCAUCCAGGUCCUCCCGGCCAUCGUCCUGGGCCUCGGCUGCUGGGUCUGGGUGCCCCCGAGUCCGCGGUGGCUCGUCGCGCAGAACCGGCCGGACUGCGCGCGCGAGGUUCUCACCCGCCUGCACGGCGCGGACGUCGCCGCCGCCGAGCUGGCGCAGAUCCAAGACACGAUGCGGCUGGAGAGACACACCGCUGCAUCGUGGAGGGGUAUGUUCCGCCGGCCGAUCCUGCGGCUGACCCUGCUGGGCUGCGGGAUCCAGGCCUUCCAGCAGAUCACCGGGACGAACUCCAUCCUCUACUACUCUCCCUCCCUCUUCCAGAAAGGCGGCAUCACAGACUCCCGCACCGCGAACCUCGCGACAGGCGGCAUCGGGAUCGCCCUCUUCAUCAGCUCGUGGAUCCCGAUCUUCUUCUUCGACCGCCUCGGCCGCAAGCGCUGGCUGCAACUCGGCACGGUGGGGAUGACGGGCGCGAUGAUCGGCAUCGCCGUGCUGCAGUGGCACGCGGGCGCGCACCCCGGCGCGCGCGGCAACUACGCCAUCGUCAUCUUCCCGUAUCUGUUCUACGUGUUCUUCAACGUCAGCUGGGGCGUCGCGGCGUGGACGUACCCGUCCGAGAUCUUCCCGCUGUCGAUGCGCGCCAGGGGCAAUGCGCUCGCCACCGCCGCGAACUGGACCAUGUGCUAUGUCGUUGCGCAGGCGUCGCCGCCGCUGGCUGAGGCCAUCGGAUGGGGGCUGUAUGUGGUGUAUGCGGGGAUCUGCGUGGGUGCGUUGUGGUUUGUGACGGUUGCGUUGGUGGAGACCAGGAAUCGGUCAUUGGAGGAGAUGAAUCGCGUGUUUGGGUUGGAGGGGUAUUUUGCGGAUUCGAGGUGUUUGAUUCCGAAGGACCCUGAGGAUGAUGAGGGAGAGUAG
Messenger RNA from Aspergillus terreus NIH2624, 1611 nucleotides. RefSeq names its product sugar porter family MFS transporter. NCBI's taxonomy places the organism in Eukaryota, Fungi, Ascomycota, Eurotiomycetes, Eurotiales, Aspergillaceae. Gene Ontology annotation, biological process: carbohydrate transport; transmembrane transport. Gene Ontology annotation, cellular component: membrane. The record is from RefSeq and is a predicted model, not a curated record. The coding region runs from base 1 to 1611 and encodes 536 amino acids. The transcript has 4 exons. Gene Ontology annotation, molecular function: carbohydrate:proton symporter activity.